AGCAGCCACGAACAUAUGUUCUAGUGUUUGCAUAUGCAAACAGUGAAAGUGACACAUCAACAAAACAAUUUUAAACAAAUUUGUGAAUAUUUUUGGAGAACAUGUCUGCGAUAGAAGCAUUGAGAGAAAAGAUUGCUGAAUUGAAACAGGAGCUAGAACAAAUUAAAAAUGAUGCGCCUGCCUCCCGAGAUCGUAUCGAGAAAAUGUCCGCUGAGGUAGUUGACUCUAACCCUUAUAGUAGGCUCAUGGCCCUACAACGUAUGGGAAUAGUGAAAGAAUACGAACAGAUAAGAGACAAAACCGUAGCUGUAGUGGGUGUGGGUGGUGUUGGCAGUGUGACCGCAGACAUGUUAACAAGGUGUGGUAUUGGCAAACUUAUUUUAUUUGAUUAUGACAAAGUUGAGCUAGCAAAUAUGAAUCGAUUAUUUUUUACACCUGAUCAAGCUGGCUUAUCUAAGGUGGAAGCAGCAGCACGUACACUUACAUUUAUCAAUCCCGAUGUGCAAAUUGAAACGCAUAAUUAUAACAUAACAACAGUGGAAUCGUUUGAUAAAUUUCUAAAUACAAUAGCAACAGGUGGCAAAGAAGAUAACAAGCCAGUUGAUCUAGUCCUGAGUUGUGUUGAUAAUUUUGAGGCCCGCAUGGCUAUCAAUACAGCUUGUAACGAACUGGGAUUGUACUGGUUUGAGUCUGGAGUAUCGGAAAAUGCUGUUUCUGGGCAUAUACAAUUCAUAAGACCGGGUGAAACAGCUUGCUUUGCCUGUGCGCCACCCUUAGUAGUUGCAGAAAAUAUUGAUGAACGUACACUGAAAAGAGAGGGUGUUUGUGCGGCAUCAUUACCGACUACCAUGGGCAUAACGGCGGGUAUGCUGGUGCAAAACACACUAAAAUAUUUACUUAAUUUUGGAGAAGUGUCCAAUUAUCUGGGCUAUAAUGCAAUGAAUGACUUUUUUCCUCGUAUGACACUGAAACCGAAUUCACAAUGCGAUGAUCGACAGUGUCAAGAGAGACAGAAGGAAUAUCAAGCACGGCCGAAACCAGUAGUGGAAGAGAGUGUUGUGGAAGAGGCAGGUCCUUUACACGAAGCAAAUGAAUGGGGGAUUGAGUUGGUGGAUGAUUCACAGCCAGAAUUGGAUACGACGAAUACAAGUGAUGCAGUUGGAACAGGUUUGAAAUUCGCUUAUGAAGGUCCCGUAAAAAGUAGUGAAGCAGAAGAAACAACAAGUGUCGUUAAUGAUGAAGUAAACUUAGAAGAUUUAAUGGCUCAGAUGAAGUCAAUGUAAAAUAUUUUAUUUUACUUCCAAUUAUUCCAAUUUUUAUUAAAUAUUGUUUUUAUUUUGUUUAGUCUG
Molecule: messenger RNA, 1349 nt
Organism: Teleopsis dalmanni
Lineage: Eukaryota; Metazoa; Arthropoda; Insecta; Diptera; Diopsidae
Product: ubiquitin-like modifier-activating enzyme 5
Exons: 2
Coding region: 102-1283 (393 amino acids)
Biological process (GO): protein ufmylation
Cellular component (GO): cytosol; cytoplasm
Molecular function (GO): UFM1 activating enzyme activity
Source: RefSeq, a predicted model, not a curated record